AACACAUGCUGGAUGGUCUAUAUGAUCUCUGUUGGUCUUGGUGGUGCUAUAAGUACACGAGUAUCAAAUGAGCUUGGUGCUGGGAACUCACAAGGCGCCCGCUUAGCUCACAGGGUGAUGAUCAUAAUAGCAAUCACAGAGGGUGCAACAGUUGGGAUCACGACAAUUUUGGUACGCCAUGUUUGGGGAAAGGUCUACAGCAGUGAAGCAGAAGUGAUCAAAUAUGUUGCUAAAAUGAUGCCACUUCUGGCAUUAUCCGACUUCCUGGAUGGAUUCCAAUGUGUGCUUUCAGGAGCUGCAAGAGGAUGUGGAUGGCAAAAUCUCUGUGCAUUAAUCAACCUUGGAGCUUAUUAUGGUGUAGGAAUUCCUUCUGCAGUGCUCUUUGCAUUUUACUUUCAUAUUGGAGGCAUGGGGCUUUGGAUGGGAAUCAUUUGUGGACUUUCUGUACAAGUUUUGGCACUUGUUACAGUAAAUGCAUGUACGAACUGGGAUAAAGAGGCAGCUAGAGCCCUGCGCAGGCCGCAGAGUUCAGAAAACCGGCCUUCUUAUUGACACUGCACCAUAGAGUUGCAUUUUGCAUCAAAUCAGGACAACCAGUUGAAGCUAGAUUGAUAUCUUCAUUGAGGAAAGCGAAAGCAUCUGUAUAAAUGAUAAAGCAAUUAUGUGCAUAAAAUCAAUUUGCAGUCAUGAAAAUCACUGGAUUUACAUAAAUUACUCUCCUAAUCUCCUUA
Molecule: messenger RNA, 731 nt
Organism: Pistacia vera
Lineage: Eukaryota; Viridiplantae; Streptophyta; Magnoliopsida; Sapindales; Anacardiaceae
Product: protein DETOXIFICATION 16-like
Exons: 5
Coding region: 13-552 (179 amino acids)
Biological process (GO): transmembrane transport
Cellular component (GO): membrane
Molecular function (GO): antiporter activity; xenobiotic transmembrane transporter activity
Source: RefSeq, a predicted model, not a curated record